AUGGCAGUCGUGGCAAUUGACUUUUUUCAAUUCAUUAGUCAAGGUCCGGAUAUUGGCUGGCUAUUUUUUUGGCUGUCUAGAAUAUGCUCUUAUUCAAUAACAAAUUUUGAUUAUUCUGUUGGCAAAAGUAAUUAUUGGAUUUAUUUGUAUACAGCCAUGAUAAUUUCUUGCUAUUGGGUUUUUUCAGCUUGCGCAUUGAUUUUUAAUUUAAAUAAGCUUGAUGGCUGGCUAUUGAAGUAUGUUAGAAUUUUUGCUACUCUUUUGUUGCCUAUAAUUGGAAAUAUCGUAUUUGUGCCUAUGGUCUCAGUUUUUUUAAGUAUUUUUCAAUGCGAUGAAGGAACCAGCAAUCAAAUAUCUGAUUCUUUUAUAAGACAUGAUUGCACUACUUAUUGCAGAAAUCACAAAUAUAUUUUAUGAGCAUUUUUUUCAUUAAUUUCGCUGAUCAUGUAUAUACCUCUGUCUAUCUAUUUUAGAUAUCAUUAUGAGAAUAGUAAUGAUCACAUCAAUAUACGAACAAAACCAACUUUUAUUUUACAAAAAUCAGUUUUACAGAUCAGUAUCAUUGCUAUGAGCCAGACCAUAAAAGUAUAUAGCCAAUCCUUGCAUGGUCUUUGCUGCAGCAUACUUUUACUUAUAUUUAUUUUAUUAUGCUUAAAGAACAGUCCUUAUAAUUAUAGUCGCAUGAAUUUUUGGGCAGUUACUUCAUAUUUUGGAGUUUUAUAUAACUUUAUUCUAUCUUCAAUUUAUUGACUUACAGAAUUUGAGUCCCAAGAAUUAUGACUUAGUCUUCAAAUCUUAGUUUGGGCUACCUUAGGGAUAUCUGGUAUUUUAAUCCAAUGAAAACUGAUUCCAAGCUUACUUUUGACAGCUCAGCCACCAGAUAUCGCGAUUUUUUUUAGAUUUUCAUUGGGUGCUAGAGUCUCAGCUGCAGAUAUUAAUAAACUGAAAAAAGAAAUUGUCCAAAUUAGUGACAUGGGUGAAGAAAAAUUGCCAAAUCUUAAAAGCCAAACCCGCUUUUCGAUUGAAAAGGAUGACCUAAUUUCAGAAUAA
Messenger RNA from Blepharisma stoltei, 1050 nucleotides. The record is from the annotation of a GenBank genome assembly. NCBI's taxonomy places the organism in Eukaryota, Ciliophora, Heterotrichea, Heterotrichida, Blepharismidae.